This is a messenger RNA of Guillardia theta CCMP2712, 1620 nucleotides long. RefSeq lists its product as hypothetical. The coding region runs from base 232 to 1620 and encodes 462 amino acids. The transcript has 6 exons. NCBI's taxonomy places the organism in Eukaryota, Cryptophyceae, Pyrenomonadales, Geminigeraceae. Gene Ontology annotation, molecular function: protein binding; calcium ion binding. The record is from RefSeq and is a predicted model, not a curated record.
AGGGGAGGCAGCAGGGAGCAGGAGAGGUUCAGUGAGGAGAGAGCGAGGAGAACUAUGCACGCAAGAGGAGGAGGAAAGGAUACUUACGAUCUGAGGGAAGAUACGAUGCCCGAGCCGAAGUUUGUUAAGCAGGCGUGUUAGGCAUGAUAGCUGCAUGACAGGAGAGAACUUGGGGGGGAUCCGACAUUUGUGUACAGAAAUCCAGUGUGUCACUAGCGGUUUUGUUUCAUCAUGCAGGGCAAGAGGGAGAAACGGAGAAUCUGGCGAAAUAAUGGGAUCAGUCGGAUGGAAGAGAUCCCUCGCUCACCAAGAGCCACGGGCAACAGGGGGAAUGCACAGGAAAACAUCCAAUCCGCCGAGGUCGAGGAGGACGAUAGCUGUAGAUUGCUGCAGGGGAACAGCGAUGAGGAUCAACACAGCAAUCGUCAUGUUGACCAGCACGAGAUGGUCGACGACGUUCAUCGUCUCUUCCCGUCGCAAACUGUUCAACAGGCCGCUGAUCGACCCGCUUCAACGUCAAAGGUGCCUCGAGACUGUGAGGAAGAGAACAACAACGUGAACAGCAUGAAAGCUGCUUCUCUGCCUCCAUCGACACCUCAGCAUCAGGUCCAUCAGCCUAUCAUCAUCGAGAAGGUCAAAGAAGCUCUUUCUCAAAGGUUCAAAUCCGCCCGUAAGGCAUUUGCUUUCUUCGACCUCAAAGGGGCGGGGAAAGUUUCGCCUAAAGAUUUCAAGUCAGCUCUUGAUGAGCUGGGGAUUAAAGCUCUCGGCAAGAGUGCCGGUCACAGUUUGAAGCAGCCAUGGGGUACAGACAAGAAUCCUCUGUCGAACAGCUCCAAGGCGAGGAUGAAGACGAAGCAGAGCUCGCGAUCGUUGGGGAGAAGUGUACAUGACCAAGGAAGUGAGGGAGGGAAGACGCUUGAAGGGGACAACGGUCUGCAGUAUGAUGCGAACCAGGUUCUAAAGCUCCGUGGGACCUCAGUGGGCUCGAAAGAAGCGAGAGAGAUUGUUCUUCAGCUGCAGAACAACAAGCUGCUCUCAGUGCUGGACAUGUCAGACAGCUCUAUCUCGGUCGCUGCAGCCAGCAUCAUCACCAAGGCCUUGGUCGCUGACCCCAGCCUGUCCGAGAGGGUUUCCUCCAUCGUCAUGUCAAGAUCUCCUGCUGGGGACCAAGUGGCUGAGAAGAUGUGGAGCUGUCUGGCCAACACCAAGGUUGUGGCGCUCGACAUGCAGGUCGUGUCCACUGCCGAGUUGUCACUCUGCCCCUCAUCUAGUCGCUUGCUGACAGGCGCAUCUCUGGCGAAAGUGCUGAAGGAGAGCGCGAGUUUGAGCCACCUGCACCUCGGGGGGAACAGUCUGCUGUCGACGGGGGUCGAGGCUCUUGCUAGAUCCCUCCCUCACGCCGCGAGCCUCGAGUGUCUGCACCUGGAGGGGAACGGGAUCGAUGACAACGGCGCGAGGGCGUUGGCUGAGGUGUUGGGGACGACGAGGAUCUCGCAUCUGUUCCUGGCGAGCAACGAGAUCUCAAGCAUCGGGGCCACCAUCCUGGUAGAGGCCAUCAAGAAGCGAGAAUCCGCUCCACAGGUCAAUCACUCAGCUUCCACAGCCGAUAUCAAGAAUUGA